Messenger RNA from Kockovaella imperatae, 3750 nucleotides. RefSeq lists its product as hypothetical. NCBI's taxonomy places the organism in Eukaryota, Fungi, Basidiomycota, Tremellomycetes, Tremellales, Cuniculitremaceae. Gene Ontology annotation, biological process: regulation of GTPase activity; signal transduction. The transcript has 4 exons. Gene Ontology annotation, molecular function: phosphatidylinositol binding. The record is from RefSeq and is a predicted model, not a curated record. Gene Ontology annotation, cellular component: cytoplasm. The coding region runs from base 151 to 3690 and encodes 1179 amino acids.
GUAUGUCCGUCACCAAACUCGAGAACAUUAUGUGGGCGCUGAUGUCCUGAACCAACAGAAAUCGAAUCCGUUGACCUCGCAACCUGAGUCAAAGGAGGCAGUCUUGUCCCCAAACACAUACCUCGACUUGCGCGCCUCCCGCCUCCUACCAUGUCGACCAUGACUGCAUCUCCUCUACCAUCACAUAUGACGAACAAUGUGACCUCCACGCCGACGUCCUCUCGGAACCGUUCUGCUCCUGGUCCACCAGAGUCUUCGCCACAGCAUGGCAGUCCAAGGAGCAGCUCGUCAAAAGAUGGAACGCUCGCUACGGAUGUUGAAACGGUGUUGAGAUCGCAUGGUGGAGACACUCGAAAGGCCCUCGAAGGGUUAUUGACCGACCGCAGCAGCCUACAAUCUCAAAACUCUCAAUUGUGGAAGCUCAUCGAGAAACAGCGAGGGCAAUGCGCGUCCCUGCUAUCUGAUAAUGAUCGUUUACGGACGGAGAGAGAUAGAGCCAACGGCAAGCUUCUGGCGGCAGGCUUGGAGCCCAUCAGCUCGAAGAAGAUGUCCAACAGCUCAAGUGUCACAGGUCUAGGCAUCAGAGCAGAGGCUCCACCCAUCAGAAGACAAUUAUCGGAUCGCGAGGAAAGACCGAAGGAUAUUCAGUCGAGCAGCAUCAUCACCCGACCUAGUCCCGAAUUGCAGGACAAAUCGUCAAAGCCGAGUCUCACAGUCCCUUCACCCAUCGCCUCCUCUCAUGGCUCGCCGGUGGAGCGCUCUCCUAUUGAGCGCACGGCUUCUCCAACCGAAAAAACAUACUCCUCACCCCUUCUGCCCUCACCCAUGGUCAUCCAGGAGACCAAAUUGCGUCCGCAAAGCCGCAUGGUGUUUCCUUCCGAAGUAUCGUCGUGGCUUUCACUCGCCGACUCGCCGCAGUCCAGACAGAAAGAUGCAAAGCAGACCCCACCAUCUGGUCUGUCAAAUAUGAUUGUGAGCCCCUCGACCCAAACAAAUCCAGAUAGACCGGAACCGGGCAAUGGCGCACUAUCUAGGACUCUUCAGCUUUCCGCAGAUGACUCACAACCACAAUCAGACGCAGAGACCUCACUGCAGAAUAUCCCGCCGCGUGGAUCAAGCAUCCAAUCACCCAGAAUACAGGACAGUCCGGCAUCUCCCGUACAAUCUACACAUGAAUCCUUCAGAUCGACCUUGGCAGAGGAGACGGUGCCACAGCAAGCGGUGCAAGAGAUGCCGCAGCCGCAUCCCCAUCUGAUUCAGAAGUCUGAUACUCCUCAAUCCGUCGAGAUGGAGGCUACUCAAGAGCUUGUCGAUAGCAAGGCCGACGAGGACACACCUAGACGUCACCCUGCUCCACCGGCCCCUUCCUCGAGUCAGACGCUCCCUCGUAUUUCCUCUUCCCUCCUGCCUCACGCUCGCAUAUCUAUCCCUACAAGCACUGUAUACCCCAAUGCCUCUGGGCGAGACGUGCUUUGCUUCAUCAUCUCCGUUGUCAUUCGCCCGCCAAACUCGCAGCCCAUCGCUUGGAAUGUAUCCAAGCUGUUCAGCGCGUUUGUCGAUCUGGAUGCCAAGAUCAAAGCUAGAUGUGGCAAGGGUCGAAAGGAGUGGAAAAGCAUGGUGGCACCUCUUCCAGAUAGCAAGGCGUGGAAGGAUUUCGCCCCGAGUAAAAUAGACCAACGAAAGGCAGCGCUCGAAGCGUACCUCCAAAGUCUGCUUGUCGCUCCUAUCUCGGAUAAGACCGACUUGUGCGAUUUCCUCUGCACAGAUCCCGUUCAGGCCCGACCCACUGCAGCAAGGAAGGAGGGGUAUCUGACCAAGAAAGGCAAGAAUUUUGGCGGUUGGAAAACGAGGUACUUCGUCCUGUCUGGGCCAGUCAUGGAGUAUUACGAAUCGCGUGGAGGUCCCCACCUCGGAUCCAUCGCCAUUACGAAUGCGCAGAUCGGCCGACAGAACCGGCCAACAGAGUCAAGCGACGAUCGAGACUUUCGACACGCCUUCCUGAUCAUUGAGCAGACGCGACGUGGGGCUUCAAAUCGGCAUGUUUUAUGUGCAGAGAGUGAUGCUGAGCGCGACGCUUGGAUCGAAGUCCUCGUCCGCUAUGUUGAGCCAGAGUCCACGCAGCCGCCUCCCCCACCACCAACCCAUCAGACAAAUCCCGGUCCGGUCGCACAGACUCUCAGUAGGCGCAAAAGCGGUUCACGGAAGAACAGCAAGGACGUGGUCAUCACCGCCGCGGCACCUAUGGGAACCUUAUCGGCAGGAGGCAGCAAAUUCAGCGGGGCGCCGUCUCCCACGAUCUUCAAUGCCAUGGAGCAGAAGCGUACAGUGGGCGAGGCGUCGAGUCACAACACCCUGAAUUCUCAGGGCCACCUCAACAUCGCCCAAAGCUCCUCGAGUGACCAGCUCUCGACCUCGCCAUCUAGUCAAUCCGGGAUGGACCCCGUAUCACGUUCCUCAAAGCGCCAAAGCAUCAUGCCUUCUCGCGGUCCACCGAGUGCUCCAUCUGCAGCCUAUCUCAGCAAAGUGGCGAAUGACGGACUACAACUACCGCCAGGAUAUGACCGAGAUCGGGAUCGGAAAGCCAAAUCAGGCCGUUUCUGGCACAGCUUUGGAAAGACAAAUGACAAGGUUCAUCGGCCCGUCUUCGGCGUUGCAUUGUCGGACUCGCUGCAAGUAGCGUCCAAAGCGAAUCUUCCGGCUAUCGUCUACCGCUGUAUCGAGUAUCUGGAGGCUAAGAAAGCUGAGACCGAGGAAGGAAUCUAUCGGCUCAGUGGCUCCUCUGCAGUCAUCAAAGGUCUCAAAGAUAGAUUCGAUGCUGAAGGCGACGUCAAUCUGCUCAAGAUUGAUGACCGAUGGGAUCCACACGCUAUUGCCGGUUUGCUCAAAGCGUUCCUACGUGAACUACCAAUGAGCCUGUUGACUCUUGAUCUGCAUCCUCGUUUUUUGGCCGUCAUGGAUAUCAUUGAAUCAUCCGGCAGGGUGUCAGAGUUAUCGCGGUUGGUGUCCGAACUCCCUCCACCGAACUAUGCUCUGCUGCGAGCACUCACCGCCCAUCUGAUUCUCAUUGUGCGAAACUCUGCCGUCAACAAGAUGACUUUGCGCAAUAUUGGAAUAGUCUUCUCCCCGACGUUGGGCAUUCCCGCCGGUAUCUUUUCUGAGAUGGUCACCAGCUUCGGAGCGAUCUUUGACGAUGAGGGCUUGGAGCCAGAUGUCGCUCCUUCUGAUCCGCCAGAUGAGUCUAUGGACCAGGAACACGGCACGAGGAAGCGAAAUAGUAUGCUAUAUCAGGCUGGCGGUGCGGAUGCUCUUCUAGGGCUGGGUGGCCGCUCACUCGAACCUGGUAAGUCAAGCUCUCGAAGCGAGGCUGACGCCUUUAUAGCCCUCGAGGAUUCUUCUUCGGAGGUUUCGACCGAUAACGAGAUAGAGUCAGAAACGCCUUCUGCCCGAUCGGAGGAGAGUCUAAAUGAGAGCAUCACCACACCUCGCGCCGAGGCAUACCCAUCUCCUCCGACUGUCCGCAGGCCUAAAGCGUCCUCUCGGACCAUAGAUCUCAGUGUAUCAGUGGAACCUUCCGGCCCAAUGACCGAACUUGGAGGUCGCAGUCCGACUCAUGGCCAUCAUGGACUGCCCACAGGACCUCGUCCACCUGACUCGGCGGGACUCGCACAGGGAGCCAUCAAUCCCGUUUAACAAGCUGUAUAAAAUGUCUGUCACUGCAUAUCGAUUGUGCUAUGGGUCCACCGUGUCGAU